UUCACAUGACUAGUUCACACGCACCUUUUCCUAUAUAGACUAUAAUAUUCAACUCAGCUGUGUUCAGUUAUCAAAGAACAAUGGCUCGUGUUGGAACUUCAGUAUUAAUACUAGUACUUUACCUCGGACUAUCAGAGGCUGCUGAGCCUGUUGAUAAAGCCUGUCCAUUCAAGCCAGCUGAUCUGAUAUUUGUUCUGGAUGGUUCCGGAAGCGAGGGGUCAGCCAAUUUUAACCGUCAACUACACUUUGUCUCAAACUUCACCAAACAGUUCGAGGUUGGGCCAAACAACACCCGAGUCGCUCUUGUUUCGUUCGGCACUACUGUCCAUAAUGAGUUCUAUUUGAAUCAGUACAUGGACAAUGCGACUGUUCUGAACCAUAUCAACCAUGCAAAGUAUCCUGACGGGGAAACAAAUACACAUCUAGCCUUACAGUUUGUGAGAACAAAGACUUUAUCAUCGGCACAUAAUGGUAACAGAAAUUCUAGUAAAAUCAUCAUUGUGUUGACGGACGGGGAGUCCUUGGAGCCGGAGAAAACAAAAGCUGAAGCUGCAUUACUCAAGCGAGAUCCUAGGGUGACAAUUAUUGCUAUUGGUAUCGGAAGUCAUGUGGAUCCUACAGAGUUGUCUAACAUAGCAAGUGAUGGUAACCAUACAUUCCGAGUUGCCUCGUUCGAAGCCCUGAAUACCAUAGAACAUGACCUUACCACCGAAACCUGCAACGGUAAAUUUAUAUAUUUUGGUCAGAAUUACUCAUUUUCACUUUCUGACUCGGCUAAAUAUUCCUGGGAUAGUGUCCGAGGUAUUAUUGAGUUCUAUGGUAAUGAUACAGGCAACUUCAGCCUUGUUGCCGGUCCAGGAAACUACAAUGACCCGGAUAUGAUCAUAGUAGGGGACUAUGGACUGAGUUAUGACCAGCAGCGUGUUCAGAUGGCCAUGUGGGCCAUCAUGUCAGCUCCUCUGUUGAUGUCCAUAGAUCUCAGGAAUGUAAAACCGGAAGCAAAGGCAUUGUUACAGAAUGAUUAUCUCAUCAGGGUGAAUCAAGACUCCCACGGAACACAGGGGAAAAGAAUAAUGAAGAACGGUGCAAUGGAAGUUUGGACUAAAAACUUAGGUUUCGAUGACAAAGGAAUGGCAUUUGCUUUUCUGAAUUUAAAUGAUGGCGGCGCUCCUUUUGAAGUAAGCAUGCCACUGUACCAGCUAGGUUUGAAUGAAGCAGAAGGUUACAACAUGACGGAAGGUUUCACGGGAAAGUUUAUCGGAGUUCUGAAACCCCACGAUAUCAUUAAUGCCAGUGUAGAUCCUUCAGGUGUGUGGAUGGGAAUUGCUUAUUUCGACUGUUAAUGGUCAUGAAAGUUUAAUCAUAACUUUUUAUCACUCAAAGGCAUGUACGUAUACUGUUAUCAAGGAUCACCAGUAUCACAUUUCUUAAUAUGAAACCAAGGAUCCCUGUGAUCACAUGACAGAACUAUGUCAGUGCUUGUAAACCAGUUGGUUUGCUUGAAAACGGCGUUUUUAUGUUUUUCAAAGAAUAGUAGAUAUCUAUAAUGUGCAAUUUUGUUAAAUUUUCAGAUCAUGUAAAUAUAUUUGAAAAAAAAUA
This is a messenger RNA of Mercenaria mercenaria, 1599 nucleotides long. RefSeq names its product collagen alpha-3(VI) chain-like. The coding region runs from base 81 to 1343 and encodes 420 amino acids. Gene Ontology annotation, molecular function: hydrolase activity, hydrolyzing O-glycosyl compounds. The record is from RefSeq and is a predicted model, not a curated record. Gene Ontology annotation, biological process: carbohydrate metabolic process. NCBI's taxonomy places the organism in Eukaryota, Metazoa, Mollusca, Bivalvia, Venerida, Veneridae. The transcript has 8 exons.